AAAAAUUCGCUGAGCCCAAAAUGGACGGCUCAUUUCGAUCUCGACUACGAAAUUGGAGUCUUAAAUCGUAUCAACGUCUCCAUUUUUGAUGAAGUUCGCAAAGGGAACAACAAACAGAUGGGUACGGCGAUGUUUGAAGUCGGCGAAGUCCUCGGCGCGCGUGGAAAUACGAAAGCAAAAAAAUUAAAACGUGGGGGUACGAUUUUUGUUCGAAUUACGAAAGCACCGGAACAAGAUGCCGGCGAAUUGCGUUUGCAAUUACGUGGUAUCAAGCUCAAGAACGUUGAUGGAUUCAUGGGAAAGUCGGAUCCUUUCUUUGAACUUUCUGCGAAAGUUGAUUCAGCCGGAGGGCUGACUUGGCAACCUGUUUAUCGAUCGGAGCAUAUAAACAACGACCUUAAUCCGAAAUGGGCGGCAUUGACGGUUGACUUGAAUCGACUGUGCGCAGGGGACUUAGACAGUCCAAUUUUAUUAUCGGUAUGGGACUGGGAAAAGAAUGGCAAACGCCAAUCAAUGGGGAGCUUCGAGACGAGUGUAAAUGGUUUGCUUUCGUCAGUGACGAAUGGUGCAUCGGGUUCCGCUAAAACGGUGGAUCUUGCCAAAGCAUUUGUACCUUCUUUCGUUGACUACUUGACAGGGGGGUGCGAACUGGAAAUGUGCGUCGCAAUCGAUUUCACGGGGAGCAAUGGGGAUCCACGCAAGCCGGGUACUUUGCAUUACAUUCAUCCCGAUGGACAACUGAAUGAUUAUGAAAAAGCCUUGACGGCAAUAGGUUCCAUUGUUGAUCGCUACGAUUCGGAUCACAAAUAUCCAGUCUUAGGUUUCGGAGCCAAAUAUGGCGGUGUUGUUCAACACUGCUUUCAGGUUGGUCCCAGCGCAGAGUUAGAUGGAAUCGGAGGUAUCCUUGAUGCGUACCGACAAGUCUUUAGAACUGGCUUGACCAUGUCAGGUCCUACGGUUUUUGCCGAAGUUCUGAAUUUUGCCGCUGCUUCUGCCCGUAGUCGACAAGACGAAGCUCGGCGAUCAAAUCGGCAAGCAUACAAGGUUCUUUUGAUCUUGACAGAUGGUGCGGUAACAAGCGUCGAAGAGACGAAGCAUGCACUUAAUGCCGCAAGCGAUGCUCCGCUUUCGGUUGUUAUUGUUGGAAUUGGUAAUGCAGACUUUUCGUCGAUGCAGUUCCUGGAUGACUUUCAAUCUAAUGGCGAAAGCGGUCGAGAUAUUUGUCAGUUUGUCGAAUUCUCAAAGUACAAGCAUGACAAAAGCAUGCUAACCCGUGAAACUCUUGAUGAGAUUCCUGCUCAGCUAGUGGGCUAC
Messenger RNA from Phaeodactylum tricornutum CCAP 1055/1, 1314 nucleotides. RefSeq lists its product with no specific name. Lineage: Eukaryota; Bacillariophyta; Bacillariophyceae; Surirellales; Neidiaceae. The annotation marks the transcript as partial. Gene Ontology annotation, cellular component: plasma membrane. The transcript is spliced from 2 exons. The record is from RefSeq and is a predicted model, not a curated record. Gene Ontology annotation, molecular function: calcium-dependent phospholipid binding. Gene Ontology annotation, biological process: cellular response to calcium ion.